AUGUCUGCUCGGAUGGCCGAGCCGCUCAAGGCCUUGCAGGUUGAGAUGGAAGCACCUGCCUCAAGUGUGCGGGUACAAGGUAUCGCCAAAAUGAUGGAGGCGCGGGCGGCUGAUGAUGCUGGUUUAUUUGACGGCGGCCCCCAUCCCGCCAGCAAUCCCAUCCCGAACCGUAUAAAGUUUUAUAACUCCCACCUCGGCCCGGAUCCUUCACCAUCGACACGCUCCCUUUUGGCAAGCAGAGGUCAUCGUGCUGCUUGGGCGGACGCAGAAAACAAGGUCUUCAAAACCGGCGCAGCCACCGGCACCACAUACGGCAAACUAUCCACCAUCCAAGCUGACUUCCGCUUCACGCGGGAGUUCCCCGAUGCCGCGCUCGUCUCGUUUGUAUCCACGGGGCUCGUCGUCGUCGACGAGACGCCCGACAACCGCUUUGCCAGCCACGGCGACUCCGGCGCCGUGAUCCGCGACGGCAGAGCCAAGAUGCUCGGCGUGGUGUGGGCGGGGGUCGGACCUGGUCGCGAAGACUACGGCGACCUCGCUUUGAUUGGCGCGAGUCACUGGUCCCUGCGGCUCUCGACCAUCACGCUGUGUCUCCCCAUGGGGCCGUUCCUGCGAGCGAUGAAGGCCGAGGUCGACAAGGCGUUGCCGGGCCAAAAUGCGAGGCUUUUCCCGCUGCCUAACUCUUUUGGGCCCGGCAUUUAG
Molecule: messenger RNA, 702 nt
Organism: Chaetomium globosum CBS 148.51
Lineage: Eukaryota; Fungi; Ascomycota; Sordariomycetes; Sordariales; Chaetomiaceae
Exons: 3
Coding region: 1-702 (233 amino acids)
Source: RefSeq, a predicted model, not a curated record